AUGUUGACAACAGCGACGAAAUUGGCCCUCGGCCAGCAUACCGCAGGGAUAUACGCCGACAUGUCUAUCGACGGGCCCGAGAUUGGCACGCUGGUCGCCAUAAUCGACCGCGCGAAGAACCUCCCGAACAGGAAGACGAUGGGGAAGCAGAACCCGUACUGUGCUGCGCGGCUGGGCAAAGAGGCGAAGAAGACGGAGACGGACAUGAGAGGCGGACAGACGCCCAAGUGGGACCAAGAACUGCGAUUCACCGUUCACUCCUCGCCGGAUUACUACCAGCUGAAACUCUCUGUCUUCAAUGAUGACAAAAAGACCGACCUUAUCGGGGAAACCUGGGUGGAUCUGAAGAACGUUAUCGUACCCGGUGGCGGACAGAACGACUUGUGGCACAACUUGCAGUGCAAGGGAAAAUAUGCGGGCGAAUUGAGAAUGGAGCUGACGUACUACGACACUCGGCCCAAGGACGAAGCAGUCAUUGAGCGAAGAAAGGAGGCUGCUGCUGCCGAGAAGGCCGAGAGGAAGGGCAUAGCUGCCCCGCAGAAACCUCAGCCUAGCUCAAGGAGGACAAAGGGGCCCAGGCGGAGGCCUUUGCCAGACGAUCCCACCGGUUCAGCCCCCCCAUCCCAUCAACCAUCACAUAAACCAGCAAAGAAGCUGGUUCAGCAAGUACAACCAGCACAGCCCGAGCACAGUGCUCCCGUCAGGCCUCAACAGAUACCCAGCAAUGUGCCCCAUGCCAGCCAGGCUCAGCCUGUGCCUGUUCAGCAUACUGCUGCCCCUAGUACUGCUCGACAUUAUGAGACGCCAGAUGACCUUCAUCAGCAAUGGGAGGAACCCGCCCCUGCUCAACCUCUAGCGGCCUAUUCUCAUAAUCAUCCUCACCAGCCUCAACAGCAUUACCAAGGUGACUAUGAGAAUGCGUACUCCCAGCCAGAAGUCUCCCAGCCACCGGUGCAGCAGCAUCAGGCCAUGGUGCCGGUCCAGAAUCAGGCCCCCCCUACCGCUCCUGCUCCCUCUGUUUCAGCUUCUAGUAACAAUUCGUACGGCAAUCCACAGGCGGAGUAUUACCGCGAGCCCGAGCGUAUAGAGUCUCGCCAGCGACAUAGCCCUGACAAUCAUUAUGCUCCACAGGAGCAUGUAGCACAUCAGAAUAACUAUGAUCAGCAGAUGGAUGGCCAUUACUCUCAAGCCCUUGUUGCUACGAAUCACCAUCGUGGCCCAUACGAGACGCCUCCAAGGAAAGCCGUUCGUCAGUCUGUUAGCUCAGAUCCCCGGCCAAAUAGUCAUCAUUCACAUCAUCAAAUAUCCAGGGGAUCUGCACAUGGUACUCCGGACGGAUACAGCCAUUAUCAUACUCCUCCCGAGUCUCGUCAGCUACAACUUACUCAAGCUCCCGCCAACCACUCGGGUUCUCACCAUCACUACAGUUCUUCGAUGCCUAGGAAUGACGUGUUUCAUGAGAGCCCCUUGAGAAAUCCUAUUAGACAGUUGGAGUAUCAUCCGAUCAACAGCAGCCAUGGCUACAACCCAGACCAUGGGUAUGGCCAUAUGCAGCCGCAAGUCCAUGAAGCGGAUGAGGAACAUGAUCUUCCACCGCCUCCUCCAAUCCAUCGCGACGGGCUUGGGAAGCAACCAAGUCCAGCACAGCCGGAGCCAACUCAAGUCAUGGAUCUCCAAUUAGCCCAUCGCUCUCAGUCAAUUCCAGUCCCGCAACCACUCAGCCUCGGUAGCUCUAGAAAUUCCCACCGAUCGACCGGAGAAAUACACCAGGAAUAUGUUGCUUAUUCUCCCCACAUCGCGGCCAACAGAAGGUACAGUACUUCGCCGAUUCCAAAUGAGCAGAUUUAUUCCACCUCUCCAACACCGUCAUAUCAUUCUGUUGCUCAACCCCAGGAAUCGGUACUAGUCUCAGAACGACCAAUCACCUCUAGCGGUGAAUCGAUCCCAUCUUCUCUCAUUGCCGGCUAUGAACAACCGGUAUCCACGUCGUCAGACCUUAUUGUUGCUCGCCGCCGGAGCGAUAUCUCCAUGCACCUGGAUCAUAUCGAGGAUCCUCCAACUCAAGCACUACUAGACAACAGGGUUGCCAGGCGGCAAAGCUAUGUCCCGCUCCAACAAACGCCCACUCGUACUUCUCGCUCACCUGUACCAGAGCGCAAAUCUGUCUCGCCUGACCCUCGACAAGUCCCUGCCCGGAAAUCCCUGAGCCCACAGCCACCCCCAGUCGCCGACCCAGACUCUCUUCAGGGGAUACCAUUUGGCCCCGAUUCCUAUGACACGCUGAAUCCUAAUGCUUCUCUCUCUUCCGCCCUCAUCCAGCCUGCAUCCCCAUAUGAAACGCCCGAGCAAGCCAUGGAAGCUGCUCGCCAGCAUGAAGUCGACAAACUGCGCGCUCUCGGACCUAUUAUCGGUAAUGACGGUAGAGUUAUUGAUCCAUCUGACCAUCUUCCCCUUGAUACCUGGGCGCCUGAGCCAGAAAGGAAACCAAAGAAGCCAGGAGUAGUCGUUCGGUUCAAGCACACCUCACACACCAAUACCGUGGGUGCACGAGUGACAACACGAGAACGAGCAAGUACUUCAUCCAGUUCUUCUAGGCAUUCAUACCAGCCUUCUUCUACACAAUCAAGCGGCGGCACUCCGCCAGCCAGGCCCCCUAAACGUAUCACGUAUGUUCCCCUAUCAUCCAGUUCAAGUGGCGAGAACACAUCUGCUACUGGUAACGCCACGGACCGCCCCUCAUUUUCAUCUCGUCAGAGAGGCACCAGUCCACUUCCUCACCGAGAGAGCUUCUCUUCGAACUACUCCUCUCCCGCAAAUGUCAUGACACCUCCUCAUUAUCGCGCACGGCAGGCAGCCCAGGCACAGGCUCAAGCUCAAGCUCAAGCCCAAGCAAACCGGCGCUCGCCUUCCCCUUGCCCUCCCACCCAUCCCUUUCACUCCCAUUCACCCUCUCAUUCAAAUUACUACCAACAAAGCGGACCGCCUAUCCCAGCUAAGGUACCCGUUCACCCUGGCUCGGACGCCUACACCAAUGGCGGUAUGGGAGGUGAACUAGACGCCCUGAGUGAAGAGAUGAAGAGAAUAGACAUUGGGCUCGGAAAGAACUCGUCUAGUGCACUUGUUAGGAGAGGACGACAAUCUUACAUCGAAAAUUAUGAACGCUAA
Messenger RNA from Nannizzia gypsea CBS 118893, 3165 nucleotides. RefSeq lists its product as hypothetical. NCBI's taxonomy places the organism in Eukaryota, Fungi, Ascomycota, Eurotiomycetes, Onygenales, Arthrodermataceae. The transcript is spliced from 2 exons. The coding region runs from base 1 to 3165 and encodes 1054 amino acids. The record is from RefSeq and is a predicted model, not a curated record.